Molecule: messenger RNA, 1164 nt
Organism: Thamnophis elegans (Western terrestrial garter snake)
Lineage: Eukaryota; Metazoa; Chordata; Lepidosauria; Squamata; Natricidae
Exons: 4
Coding region: 1-960 (319 amino acids)
Source: RefSeq, a predicted model, not a curated record
AUGGAAAUCUUCAAACUUCUGGGAGAAAAAGAUCAGCUCAAAGUCCAAAUUCAGGGCCUUAUACUGAAAAACCAGCAGCUGGCCGAAGAGUAUGAGGAUUAUAAAGAAAACUUGAGCAGAAAAAUUGGUUCGGAGGAACUUGGGCAGCUGGAGAAACUGAGGCAAGAGAACGAAAGACUCCUCUGCAAGGCUGAGAAAGAAGCUGCGGAGAAAGCAGAGCUUCUAUGUGAGAAUAAUUCUCUCAAAGAAGAACUUAAUAGAAAGAUAGCAGUGAUCUCAAAACUGACGGAAGAAAGUGAAGAGCUCAGAAACAAAACAGAGAUAUUGACUUUCAAAAAUAUCGAACUUACAGAUGAGAAAGAUGAGAUCUUCAGGGCGUACGAACAAAUACUGUGCAGAGAGGAACUACAGAAGAUAUGCCGCUGCACCUUAUUGAGACACGGACACCACAUGGAAGACGAGACAGAAGCUGAAGAGAAAAUGAAGGCUCAAAUGGUGGAAUAUCAAUUGAAUCCAAAAUGGUUGAAAGCUUCGGUAGACAAAAUUAAAACAUCUAAGGAACCCGCAUCAAAUAUUCUGAGGUGGCUGCAGAAAUCUCUCAAACUCCUAAAAGAGGAUUCCUCUGAACGGUCAAAACACACCCUGCCAGAAUGGCUUAAAGCAUCUGCCGCCAACCUCCCGGAGGAAUGUGCUAAGGCAGCCAGGGAGGAUGUGAAUGAUUGGCUACAGACAUCAAUAAAUCAUCUCCAGGAAAAAGGGCCAGGAACGUACGAGUUAGAUGUGGAAAGAUGGCUUCAAGCAUCUAUUAUAGGCAUUCAACAUCUACUAAAGUUCAGGUCAGAGUCUCGUGGAAGCCGGAAGAAAAAGGGAUGGCUUCCUGAAUCAAUAGAAAACCCGAAGAAGGGGACUUCCUCUGGUGACGUCACCGUUCUUAGAGUGAAGGGAAGGAAGCUCUCCUAACUUCUAACUCUAACUCCUUUGUUUGGACUCUUUUUUGAGCACUGUUGAGCCUGAAGGGGUCAACAGAUUAAAGGGGAUACUCUGUAGAUGCUGGGGUGAUAAGGCAAAUCCCCCCACGGAUAGGAGAAACCCCUUAAACGGACAAGGAGAUAUCCUACAAAAGUUCAAGUCAGAGUCUCUUGGAAGCCAGAAAAAAAAGGGAUG